AACUCGCACAACCUUACCAAAAACUCUGCCUCGUCCUUUCUUCAUCUGCCAUUAUAUAUCCAUCGUUGUCACUGUGUUUUCUCUAAUCUCUACCUUCCCCACAAAUGCACGCAACGCCACCACAGAUAUCAUUCUUUGAAACUCUGAUAUUGCAUCACCUAAGCUUCCAAUCCACAAUUUCUGAAUUACCAUCAACAUUCAUAAUUUAGGACAAACUUAACAUAUUUUUUCUUUUCUCCUUUUUCUAUUUUUUUUGCUAGUGUUCGGUAGCUCGUCAGAGCAAGUUUCUCUCACAAAAAAAGAAAAAAUUAGAGAUGUCAAGAAGCUGUGUGCGAAGAAUUGGAACAUGGAUCCCUUGUGUUUCCAAGAGAGGUAUUCUGCAAUUAACCAAGCUCUCCACAUUGCUUUGGACACUGAUCCACGUUCUUAUGUUUUCGGAGAAGAUGUGAGCUUUGGUGGGGUCUUCCGUUGUACAACAGGAUUAGCAGACAAAUUUGGGAAGAAAAGGGUUUUCAAUACUCCCUUAUGUGAACAAGGUAUCAUUGGCUUUGGCAUUGGUCUAGCGGCAAUGGGAAAUCGAGCCAUAGCAGAAAUUCAGUUUGCAGAUUACAUUUUCCCUGCUUUUGAUCAGAUUGUCAACGAAGCUGCUAAAUUCAGAUACCGAAGUGGGAACCAAUUUAAUUGUGGUGGUUUAACGAUUAGAGCCCCUUAUGGAGCUGUGGGCCAUGGUGGGCAUUACCAUUCUCAAUCUCCUGAGGCUUUUUUCUGUCAUGUUCCUGGUAUCAAAGUGGUCAUCCCUCGAAGUCCCCGAGAAGCAAAAGGGCUAUUGCUGUCUUGCAUUCGAGAUCCAAAUCCUAUCGUAUUUUUUGAACCGAAGUGGCUAUAUCGUUUGGCUGUCGAAGAAGUACCAGAGGAUGAUUACAUGUUGCCACUAUCCGAGGCAGAGGUGGUUCGGCAGGGAAGUGAUAUUACACUUGUUGGAUGGGGAGCUCAGUUAUCUAUAAUGGAACAAGCCUGUCUAGAUGCUGAAAAAGAAGGAAUUUCUUGUGAACUGAUAGAUCUGAAGACAUUAAUACCUUGGGAUAAGGAAACAGUGGAGGCCUCAGUUAACAAGACAGGAAGGCUACUUAUUAGUCAUGAAGCUCCGGUAACUGGAGGUUUUGGUGCUGAAAUCUCGGCUUCCAUUGUCGAACGUUGCUUCUCGAGGUUAGAAGCCCCUGUAGCGAGAAUCUGCGGUCUAGACACCCCUUUUCCUUUGGUGUUUGAGCCCUUCUACAUGCCAACUAAGAAUAAGAUAUUGGAUGCUAUUAAAUCAACUGUUGGAUACUGAUGAGCUUAAUUACAAUCUUUCAACCAUCUAUGUGAUCUUGAAUUCA
Molecule: messenger RNA, 1376 nt
Organism: Arachis duranensis
Lineage: Eukaryota; Viridiplantae; Streptophyta; Magnoliopsida; Fabales; Fabaceae
Product: 2-oxoisovalerate dehydrogenase subunit beta 1, mitochondrial
Biological process (GO): response to nutrient; branched-chain amino acid catabolic process
Molecular function (GO): catalytic activity
Source: RefSeq, a predicted model, not a curated record